Portunus trituberculatus (swimming crab) is the source of this 7772-nucleotide messenger RNA. RefSeq names its product zinc finger protein 16-like. The transcript is spliced from 2 exons. Gene Ontology annotation, biological process: regulation of transcription by RNA polymerase II. Lineage: Eukaryota; Metazoa; Arthropoda; Malacostraca; Decapoda; Portunidae. Gene Ontology annotation, molecular function: DNA-binding transcription factor activity; RNA polymerase II cis-regulatory region sequence-specific DNA binding. The record is from RefSeq and is a predicted model, not a curated record. Bases 1077 to 4370 code for a protein of 1097 amino acids.
UGUGGAUUUAGUGUGUUGGAUUAAAUUGAGAAAAAGGUUCCAGUAUCUCCAGCAAAACUGAAUUUGGAGCUACCACUCAGUACCGAAAAUAUGAGGCUAGUCAUGGCAUACUGCUGGUGCCGGUGUAACCCUCAAUGAAUUAUGCUCGGUUGUAUAUUUGUGCGUCAAAUUAACUAUUAGCAAUGUGCGGUUUUGAUUCCACCGAGUGAUGACAACAUUGGUCAAAACAACAGUAUCAUGUAUUUGUGCAGAUGACGACUGGAUCUAUUUAUGUGCUUUGUACGAUGUUAAUUCACUACCGGAUGGUGCUUUGAACACACAUACGUUUUUUGGAAUGAAUUUAAAGGGACAACAAUAACAAGGCAUUCAGCAAGUUGGUUCGUGGAGGAAGGUCGUGUAUUGAUUUUGAGUGAGUGCGUGGCGUCGGGCGGGGCGAAGACCUGCUGCUGCCGCCAGCCGCCAGCCACACAGCUGAUCACUGCUGUGGGAGAGACACUCGUAAUGUGGCCACGGGGUGAUGCGUCCUCUGCUGGCUGAGGAGACUAGUUCAGCAGGCACUACGGUACCAGCAGGCGUACGAUACUGUCAACAGCAGCAUCCUGAGGUGGGGCAGCACGCACCACCACGUUCUUGCCAGCAGUGAGUGUAGUGUGAUCCUACGCUGCCUCUUCACCAAUACAGAUUCGGUCAUCUAGCAUAUAAGAAAUUAGUGACUGGCCGCAACGGAGUAACAAUCGCCGGUGAUCGUAAGCUACAAAUAUGUGAUCGAUGCGUUAGUGAGCUCUAAUACGAGCAUGAAAGAGAACAGUGCUGAAAACAAAAGACGGUUAAACAUGUGAUCAAUAAGUUGACAAACGACGGUGGGUGGAAGAAAACUACAUAGUGUUUGCUAUAGUAGAUAGAACCUGACAGUAAGUACCGUGAUCCAGAAAUGUGACCAGUGAGUGAGUGGGUGAUCCUAAAUGUAUGACUGAAAAGACGGUGUUUAUUGUCAGAGGAGAAAGAAAACGAAGUUGGUGUGAGUGAAUGAGGUGGUUCCAAUAUGUGAUCAGUGAAAUGAGUGGCGUGUGCUCAGUAUGCCCAGUGACUUUUCCCGCUGUGUGUCGCAAGAAUCAGGGGUAUUAGUCCAGCAGCAGCAGCAGCAGCAGAAGGCUUACAGUAACACCUCCACCACCAUCUCCUUAGAGUGUGACGUCAAGGCUUUCUGCUCUACUCCACCUGCGACAUCACCAGAAAAGAAAACCUGUGUCACUGAGCUUCCUUCCUCACCCGGUCAUGCGUCACCAGCAGCCUCAGACGAUCUAAAUGCUCACCAAGAACCUGAGUGUUGCCGGUCUGACUCAGUGCUUGGUCAUUCUCAGGAACUGACUGCAGAGAAAGGCAGUGGACUAGACUCUGCACGCGCAGCGACACCCUUCGUGAACACUGUGCCACUCAUUCCACACAGCAAAAGGGUACUGAUUAUCUCGGCCCCCGCCUCAAACACAGCGGGGAAUGCUAACGGUGAGAUUUUGUUGAUUGGUCGUGAUCUUGUAAUAUCAAAGAGCGGAGGCUCCCAUGUAGUAAGUAAAUAUUCGGGCCAGAACACAGAAAAUAAUACAUCUGCCCUCCCUUUCCUCUUCAGCAGUAACAGCCUAACCAUACAGAAAAUAGAAUACAAGUGUAAAGUGUUGCAGGAACAUUGUAAGGAGUGUGAGUGUGAUACUCCCCGCCUGCACGUGUACCUCAUCCGUGGCCACAAGUGCAGCGGGGCAUGCAACCUCUCUGAACCCUUCCAGUGUAGCUUCUCCGAACACCUCCGUCCAUCCACCAAAUCCUCUGAUCUGUCUCUUCUCACGCCCAAGGUUACAGAGAUGACAGGGAAAAUGAAAGCAAAGUGUCGGACGAAGAAAACUAAUUCUUUCAAGUUUUCCAACAACAUGAUAAAAGUUGAGCCGUCAAGUGAUGACGCACUUAUGUCGGACAGUCUACCGCAGGCCAAGAAGAAACUAUCUAUGGCGGACAGAGAGAAGCAGGAGCCAGAAUCAGAGCUGCUCGGGGAGGCAGAGUGUGUGUGGCUGCCCACCAUCAUGAGCACGCUGUCAGGAGACGUGGAGUAUGUGGUGUUGGAUGACGAUGCGCUCAACCUGGGAACAGCAGAAAGGCCAGCAUCUCCUCAGUCCCUCAAAUCUAAGAUCAAUAAUAUUUUUGAGGAUAUUGACGAGAAACCUGUCAUUCAGAAUAUCAAUGUCACUCCACCUACCACCAAACCGACCAGAACUAGACUCCCUUUACUUCGAAGACUGUCCGAAAUAAACCUUAAAGCUGCCUCCACACAUGCGGCUACCCGGGACACUGUGCCCCCAACAGGGGAAGCAACGCCCACUCAAAAAGCAUCUGAGGAAAGCAGUGUAGAUGAUCCCGCCUCGUCAAGCUUGGCUGAAGUGUGCACCAACCAUUGCCCAUCCAUCAAAGACAUAUUUGGCGACAUUAGUGUAAAGGAGGAACCUUUGGACGAUGUAAAACAGGAUAUGUCUGUCGAUGAUUUUAGUAAAGAGAUUAUGAAAGGCUCAAGUAAAGAGUCCAACGUGGCAACAGUUAACUUUGUGCAGAAGAAAGAGGCGGGUGACGACGAGGCAGCAGAAGAAGAAAAGGGCUCUGGGAAAGGUCUGUUUGCCAAACUAAUCAAGGAGGAAAGUAAUACCAACGGGGAAGAAGGGAAUACUGACGGCCACAACUCGGAUGACUCACUUGGCCCACUCCAGAUAGACGAGAAGUACUCGCCCUCCUCAGAGGACGCAGGCCUGGCCUUGGCCAAGGAGGUAGUGGAGCUCAACAUGCCGAGCGUCAACAUCAUCAGUCCAUUCAAGAUCAAGAUCCUGCUGGGAAGCCCAAACCGGGAGACACAGCAGGUGCAGGUGGACCCAACGCCCCAGGCCGGCACUGCCCUCGUCGGGAAGGUGGUUGAGGUGAACAAUGUGAUGCUCACGCCCAAGAACCUCCAGCCGAGUUCAGACCACACUGCAGGAGGAGAUGAAGCAGAAUCAACUGGCAAAACACUAGAUGGCAUAAAGAGCCUGACCUGUAUUUACUGUCAUACCAGUUGCCCCAAUGCCCAAGCCCUGGCGCGACAUUUUGAAAACCACCAGAAAGAUGGUCUGAUUAUUUGUUACUUCUGCCAGAAGAGUUUUGGCGAUAAGACAGGCAUGAAGAGACACAUGCGAACUCACACUGGUGAGAAGCCUUACCAGUGUAAGAUCUGUGGCAAGCGGUUCAGUCUGCCAGGUAACUUUAAGAAGCACCGAGACAUUCACGAGGACAAGCGCACAGAGCCUUGUGGUGUGUGCGGCAAAACGUUCAGGCGGAAAGAACAUCUCAAGUAUCACAUGCGGACCCACACAGGUGAGAAGCCUUUCAGCUGCAGCGAGUGCGGCACUUGCUUCACGGCCAGGUAUUCCCUCCAGAUACACAUGAAUAUACACCUGGGCAAGAAACCGUACAAGUGCACAUACUGCAACAAGGCAUUCUCGGAUAAGUCUACCAUGAGGAAACACGUGCGCGUUCACACGGGCGAGCGGCCCUUCCGGUGCCAGGAGUGCUGGCGCUGCUUCGGGGAGUCUGGCACCCUGGCAGCACACAUGGCCACACAUCGCAAUGAGCGACCCUAUGCCUGUGACAAGUGUGACCUGCGAUUCAAGACCACUGGUGGCCUGAGACAGCAUGAGAAGGUUCACACUGGGGAGAAACAAUACGCGUGCAAGUUUUGUGGCAUGAAGUUCUUGCAGAAGUACAACAUGGCCAUGCACGAAAGGAUACACACGGGGGAGAAGCCGUACACAUGCUCCCAUUGCCAGCGUAGUUUCCGUAGCCGCUCGUGCCUGUCCAAACACGUGGUGCUGCACGGUGGCGAGGACGAGCGGCGCUUUGGCUGCGAUCACUGCAAUAGCAGAUUUUACCGCAAAGCUCACCUCAGACGGCACAUUGAUAUGCACCUAGGAAUAAAGAACUACGAGUGUGAACACUGUAAAAAGAAAUUUUGUACAAGAGGAACACUAAGAAGUCACUGCAAGACCUUCCACUCUAACGGAGCAAGACGCUUCCCGUGCAGCAAUUGUGGCAGAGUGUUCAAGAGGAAGGUGUACGUCAACACCCACCUGUGUGCCAACACUGCCUACAAGGCCGUCAACAGGGACGGAGAGAAGAUAUCGGAGACAUCCUCACAAGGCAUGUUUCAUGAGUCCACUGAUUCAGAAGACCUUGCGUUUGAGGUAAAGAGUGAACCAGAGGAUGACGGAGGAAAUGAGGAAGUGGAAAGCAGCGAAGUGAUAGACAUUGCUGCUGCCCUGAGUCAAGACGUGAAGAUGGAGUGGGAUACUGAAGUUAACAUAUGAAAGAGUAACAGUGUCUGGUGUUAAGUUUGCCUGCUGCUGCUGCUGCUGCUGCUACUGUCGGUCAGCCUCCUAUCUGCUGAGGUCAGGCUAGGUUAAUAGUACGUGUGGUGGUCAUAUUAUUAGCUUGUCUGUAGAAUAUAGAAGAAAGCAAGGUUAAUCAUAAUCAGUACAGGCCGGGAGCAAGUCACCACCAUGAUUUGUGACUAUUUUUGAAACACACACACACACACACACACACACACACACACACACACACACACACACACACACACACACACACACACACACACACACCAUAAAACUCUCUCUCUCUCUCUCUCUCUCUCUCUCUCUCUCUCUCUCUCUCUCUCUCUCUCUCUCUCUCUCUCUCUCUCUUGACCGAUCCAGGUAGAGGACCACGCAUACAAUUAAUAUUUUCACGCUCACCGACGCUUGAUUAAGUUUCGCCACCUUUGACAAGAGUCGCAGGAGUGUAGAGUGGUGGCGGCAGAGGGACAGAGUGACAAACAAGUGAGUAGAGAGUGAACGGAUACAUUGAUGUUAAAAGUGUCAAUACUAAGUGAACGUGUUCGUGUGUGUGGUAUAUUGCGUACCGUUGUGUAGCUAAUCUCUUUGUUUCCCGUAUUGUAUCCUCGACGUGGCCGCUGGAGAGAGAGAGAGAGAGAGAGAGAGAGAGAGAGAGAGAGAGAGAGUGAUAAGUAUUAUUACUAGUCAGACAACUUUAGUGUCCUAACGUGUGUGUGUGUGUGUGUGUGUGUGUGUGUGUGUGUGUGUGUGUGUGUGCAUGGUGUGUUCAUGUGUUGAUAUUGACAUAUUCAUUGCGGACAGUAUUUGAAUCUAGUCAGGUGUGUGAGGUGAGGUGCGCCUCGUCCCGCCUUGUGUGCCAUCAUGUGCAGUAUCAUUUGUGUCUCCCUCUGUGUGGUGUUGAGCCCCGAAGUCUCCUUGUGUUGCUUCUCCUGUAUUGUUUCUCAAGCGUCACGGGUUGGCGCCAUGCAUGAGUCCUCACCUUCAGAUAUUCCUGCCCUGUUUUCUUGUCGUUUUCCUAUUCUUGGCACCCUAAAGUACUUAAUUACGAUAGUCAUACGUAUAUGUAAGUGUUUAUUUAUUCACUUAUUUAUCUACAUAUUAUUAUUAUUAUUAUUAUUAUUAUUAUCAUUAUUAUUAUUAUUAUUAUUAUUGUUAUUAUUGUUAUUAUUACUGCCAUUGUUCUUGUUAUUACAGUAGAGUUACGUUACCAAGUUUAUUUCCUUCAACCAAGCAUCACUUGGUUCCUAGUCACUCGGCGUCCGUCGCUGCCACAACAUGCACUGAAAUAAUUUCAAGGUCUCCAAAACUUGCCUUGACUUGUCUGAGUAGUCUUAAUACAUCGAUAUCUGAAGCAAGUAGUGACACCUUCACCAAGAAAGUCCACAGCAUCAAUUGUAAGUUAUUAUCACCAUCUUUCACCACACAAGCAUACAUAUCUCAGGAGUUUGUUAGAAAAGUAACGACGAGACACACUAAUGCUCUCAAACGAAAAGGGGAAGGCACGUGUAUAUAACAGAUCCCAUAGUGCGGCUGGACUUAAUAUAGCUUUUUGUCCUUGUUUGGUAGAGACCCGUUCCGUGUGUGUGCGUGUGUGUGUUGGCGUGUGUGUUGACGUCAACUAAGAACCUCAUUAAACCUCAAAAUAUUCGCUUUACACGCCUGUAUUUGUGGGAAUGUGGUCAAUUUAUGUGCAAUAUGUUUAGUUCCUCAGGUCUCAGUAAUGACACCCAUUCGUGUUUACAUCGCAGGCUGUGUUACGUUGACUUAUAGUCGUCACUUGCUUGUCUUUCUUCCUCUUCUUCCCAACAUGGUUUGCCCGUUCACGGGAGCUCUCUAAGAAUUUUUCAGUCACUUUAAGGAUAUUAUCACCUUAUAAGAUUUGGCACAGAAAACGUCUACUUUUUCAAGGUCAUACAUAUUUAUGGUUACGACUAGGUGUGUGUUUGUCUAUGUGUCCUUGCCUCAAUGUUUUUUACCAAGUUGCAUUUUAACAGCUCUUUCUGUCCUGUCUCUGGGAAAAAUAAAUAAGUGUUAUAAAAUCUUUUUUCACAUGAUUAUGAUUUUUUUUUUCAAACACACGCUACCUUCCUUCAGAUAAAAUAUUCAGCUAAUCCUGUUUCUUAAAGCGACGUUUUCUGAUAUCUACGUAUCUGAGCACCAUUGUACCAUUCUUGUAUACUUUACUCGUAUUACUGUGUCUUAAAGGUGACUGUCUGGAUAUUAUAAUUAUGCUUAUCAGUGUGUGUGUGUGUGUGUGUGUGUGUGUGUGUGUGUGUGUGUGUGUGUGUGUGUGUGUGUGUGUCAUUAGACGGCUGAGUGUUUGCCUUGUCUAGCAUGUAAGUAAUCUGGCACAUUGUGUUGACAUACAGUUGCUCGUCACAGUUCUAGUCACCUGCAGUGUACAGUCGUGGCCACAAGUCAGACAAUCUCUUGGACUCACUUAAGUCCAUUGUGUUUCCUGUUUUCCCUCAAGCUUAAGGGCUAACAUUCAGAUAUAUUUUUUAUUUUCAUACUGUUUCUAAAGGCCCUAGAGAUGACCAGGCAGACUCAUGUUUUUUUUCUUUAUUUUCUUUAAUGGUGUUUUCAGAAUUCAUGUUAAACAGUCAUUAAAAUAAAAGAAAUCUUUGCAAACCACAGUAACUUCCGACACGGCCUGUAGAAGUGUUUGAAAAUUUAGGCAUACGCUGAGUCUGAGUCUGCUGAUUCUCCUUGCAAAAGCGGAAAUACUUAUUACAGGAAGUGAGUGUAGCAUGUUAUUAUGUCACUGGCCACUGUGACUUGUACCUAAUCUGUCCUAACUAGUCACGAUGACGAAUAUUAGGAAAAAAUUAGGCGUUAUGUUUAUUUGAUGAGAGGGGGCGAAAGGAAAGUUAAAAAAAAAAAAAUCCAUACAACUCAGGCCUUACAUGUACUUUGAAUGUUUUCUUUCUAUGCAGGCUUACAACAAUACUGUAUUGAUGUGGUUUUGUAAAAGGAUGACGGACAAUUUCUUUUUGUACCUUAUCUUUGAGUGAGGACAGUUAGGUAAUAUUAGUGUAGCAUGACUUGUUUAAUGCCUUGUACUUACUGUGUUAUGAAAACCAAAAAAGAAAGAAAGAAAAGAAAAAAAAGAGGACAUAGAUACUGUAUUAACGUGUCUACACCUUUAUAAUACUCAAUGACUGUGUUCAGGUGGAUCAGAUGACAAGAUUUCAAGUGUAAGGCAGCGUUGCUUGCCUUGCCCUGCGCUACAUAGGUUGUGUUGCUUUUAACAAUCAUUGUAUAUACCAUCUAGGGUAAUUUUUAUAUCAACUAUGCAGCUCCAUGACAAACAGCAUUCACGUGCAUUAUGUUUGUGAAGUGAAACGUCAAACUGUCAAUAAAGAAAUGAAGUAG